UGUAGAUUGCUCGCUCCUUUAUUUUGCGGGUUUAUCCGUUCCAUCCGGUUGAGUAGUGUCUCAGCGGGUUUAUCCGUUCCAUCCGGUUGAUAAAGUCUCAUCGGACGUGUCGGAGCGGUAGGAGUGGAACGACAGCCACGAACCUGACAGAUAUUCAAAACAUUUUCCCUCGAGCCUUGUCUCGACGAUGUUUACUUCUAGAGCCAGAAGAACACAGCGCAGGGAGGGUACUGUCUGGCUGAUGUGAUGAUGUGAUGUGGAUUGUAGACUAGGCUAUUGAACUGAACGUCCAUCCUCUCUAUAUGACACCAUGAACCCUGCGUCGGGCGGCGCUGCCGACUCCCGCAGCCAGCUAGACAAUAGCAACAGAAGGCAGCAGCUACAGCGCGCUUCCUCCCCGGCUGGCGGCAAAGACAUUGGAUCUAAAGAGACACCGAAAAGCAGCACUCCGUCAAAGAGCAUCGCGUCAAAGCAGUGCGGAGGAGGGAGAGGCAGCCGCGGCAGCUCCCCGGUCUCCACGGCAACCAGCAAAGACAGACAGUCUUUUUCUUUCAAAGGCGCGGCAAGCGUGGCAGGCGCGGUCCCUGUCCAGUCCGAUGGUGCUGAAAUCCAUACGUUGACCAGGGCGGCGGCGGCGGCUGGGAGCGGCAGAGGAGCGGCAGAGGAGCGCAGCAGUCAGUCUGAAGACUCGCGUUGUACUGAUAUAUCGUGUUUGAAGGGGGAUACAACACGGGUUGUUUCUGAUCAACCUUGUUCAUCCAAAUCUCCUAAAUUGAAGAACAAUAACCCGAGAGGAGGGGGAGGAGAAGGUGAGGCUAGCGGUACAACGACCGGAAACAAAAAAACCUCUGGCAAGAGCAGUGUGGGCUGCGGCCCUGGCUUCUGGAGAGAGGGAUGUUUGCAGUCUGAGCUGAUCCAGUUUCACCUGAAUAAAAGCUUAAAAAAAGGAGGAGGAAAGAUGAAGACAAAGACACAGUCUCCCCCGGAGCCGGUCACAGAAACGGCGGUACCAGAGGAUCUCUCCCCUGAGGCCAUCGUUAACGAGCCCGAACCGGUACCUGAGCCCGACCAGCUAUUUCAGGAGGAGAUAGAGAAACUGGAGGAUGAAAAUGAUGAGCUAAAGACUGAGAUAGAGGAGAUGAGAGCGGAGAUGGACGAGAUGAGAGACACGUUCUACGAAGAGGACGCGUGCCAGCUGCAGGACAUGCAUCGCGAGCUGGAGCGAGCCAAUAAGAACUGCCGGAUUCUCCAGUACCGUCUGAGGAAGGCGGAGAGGAAGAGGAUGAGGUUCGCUCAGACGGGAGAGGUAGACGGAGAGCUACUGAGGGCCCUGGAGCAGGACUUGAAGGUAGCGAAGGAUGUGUCAGUGCGUCUGCACCAUGAGUUGGAGAAUGUGGAGGAGAAAAGGACGAAGACAGAGGAGGAGAACGAGAAGCUAAGGCAAAAGCUGAUAGAGGUGGAGGUGACCAAGCAGGCCCUGCACAACCAGCUGGAGAAGGCCAAGGAGCUGUCACUGAAGAGGAGAGGAGGCAGGGACGUUCAGAAAGAGAAGAGGAUUCCACAGACUCCAAUAGAAGAGGACAACGAAGAUCUGAAAUGCCAGUUGGCCUUCAUCAAGGAGGAAGCCAUUUUAAUGAGGAAGAAGAUGGCUAAAAUUGACAAGGAGAAGGACCGGCUGGAACACGAGCUGCAGAAGUAUCGCUCUUUCUACGGGGAUGUGGAUAGCCCUGGGCCCAAGGGAGAGGCUGGUGGACCAGCUACCACCCGGGAGUCAGAGCUGAAACUGAGACUGAGGCUGGUGGAGGAGGAAGCCAACAUCCUGGGGAGGAAGAUCGUAGAGUUGGAGGUGGAAAAUAGAGGACUGAAGGCUGAACUGGAGGACAUGAGAGACAGGGAUGAGGUGGCUGGAGGCUCGGCUGAGCAUGGCUGCAGCAGGGAGCAGGGAGAGGAACUCAGGGAGCUGAGACAGCAGCUACAGCUGGUGGAGGACGAGGCAGAGCUGCUCAGGAGGAACCUGCAGGACGCAGAGGAGGACAACAACAAGGUGACGGGAGAGCUGAACAAGCUGAAGUACAAGGAGGGCUCCAGGCACGGCGCUGGUGGUGGAGGAGGUGGUGGUGUCGGAGCGGCUGCAGACCGGGCCAAGGUGGAGGUCCUGCAGGAGGAGCUAAAGGCUGCCAGGCUGCAGAUCAACGAGCUGAGUGGCAAGGUGAUGCAGAUGCAGUAUGAGAACCGUGUCCUGCUGUCCAACAUGCAGCGCUACGACCUGGCAUCACACCUGGGCAUCAGGGCCAGCCCCCGGGAAAGUGACGCAGAGAGUGACGGAGGAGAUGACGCCUCCACCUCAUCGCGCUUCCCACCCCACCGUAAACGAGAAGGCCCCGUCGGAGGGGAGUGCGACUCGGACGAGGUGCGUAACAUCCGGUGCCUGACCCCCACGCGCUCCCCUCUACACCCCCGAGGGCCGUUUCUCCCCCGCAGCCUGAAGGACCGGCAGCAGAUGGUAGACAUCCGUCUAGAAGCAGAGCGGCUGGGUCGGACCAUCGACAGGCUGAUAGCGGACACCGGUACCAUCAUGGCUGAGGCCCGGGUCUAUAUGGUCUCCAACGGGGAGCUUUACGAGGAGGAAGGGAGCACCGUCAGAGAACAUGAGUUGUUGUACAGGAUCACCGCUCAGAUGAAGGCCUUCAGGAAGGAGCUGCAGGGAUUUAUAGACAGACUGGAUGUCCCCAAGCCAGAGGACAAAGAGGAAGAGGAACCACUGUCUGGAGGGGAGAACAGAAGGAUUUUGUUGGAUCUUAAGACUGUAGUGGAGGAGGUGCAGCUAGAGGUGAAGAGAGAGGAGUCCAAGAGGAGCGAGCUACAGCUGCAGUACACUAAGGACAGAUGUGCCUGGGAACUGGAGAGAGCUCAGCUGAAAUGCAGAAUCGCACAGUUGGAGGCUAGAGGAGGUCCUGUCGUUGAGUUGGGGCUGAGAACUCAGAGUCCAGAGCCCAGGGAGAGUACUCUUCAUCGGAGGGACAGAGAGCAGCAGAGGAGGCUGCUGGUUGACACCCACACGGCAGCCAUGGACGUGCGCUGCAGGCUGGAGCUCAGCGAGAAGGGCUGGGUCCGAGAGAAGUCUGAACUGCUGGAGAGAUUCAACUCUGAGAGGAAGGAGUGGGAGAGCCAGCUGGGAGACAUGCAGAGGAAGAUACAGGAGAUGUACGACGAGGUGAAGGUGAGGCGUGAGGUAUCUGGGGAGAUGAGAGAACCUGUCGGAGAGAUUACAGAGGAAGUCACCCUGAGUGUCAGCGUACAUUCCACCAGCACAGGAUCCAGCAUGCUUAGCGACAACUCGACCGCCGACCCACGAAGCAGCGGCGGCGGCGGCCAAUCAGAGCCCGCCAACCAACACGGCUCCUACCCCCGUCGUCACGGCAACGACGACUUCGCCGCCCACAGAAACCGGGUGGAUCACCGUGGCGACAGAGGAAACCCCCGUAACUAUGAUGCCUGUGUUGGUAACCAGGAAGUGGACAUGACAGAACUGGAGGCCAUCCUGCGAGGGGUUGACAGAGAUUCUCCCUCUAAAGGGGGUAUGGUUGAUGUCCAUCACGUCUCCCACGGUGGACCUAUUGUAGGACUAACCCACAGCACUGAGAUGAGCUCUGGGACAUGGACUGACAAGAAGGAGAAUAAUACAGCCCUCAAUGCUGCCCUGAAUGAGAUAGCCCGUGUGAGUGAAGAGCUGUGUAGCUACCAGGAUGAGAUCAGUAGGAAGUCCGGAGAGGACAAGAGGGGUCGAACCGAGUCCGUGUAUUUCCCCAAGGUGGACCAUGUUACGACCAGAGAGAGAAUGGAGGACCCUGCCUUCAACCUGAAGCAGCUGGUAGCUGAUCUCCGGGCCCUGGAAGAGGAGAACUGGCUGUCCAUCAGGAUGGACCCCACCAGUGGCCCCAGUCACGUCAAGGACCCCACAUCCAAGCCCCCUGAGAGGGAGAGAGAAGCCCCUCCGCUCUCCCCUCUGCUGAUUCCUCCUCCUAUCCCUCCUCGGACAACAUCAUGGUACCUCGCCAGCCCCUCCCCUGAACUACAUGUCCCAGAAUCCCUCAGUGGCUCAGGCAGGAAGUGCCACAGCCCCUGUCUCCUGUUAGACAGGAUGUGCAUCAGCAGCCCAUCGAUAGUGAGGAAGUUCGAGGCGAUGCUGCAGGAGAACGAGGGGAAAGUUCUGACGGAGGCGGUGUUUACCACCUGCGCUGUUCCCGCUAACUCCCAUUGCAACGUGGGCUGCUGCCACAACCGCUGGUCCUGCGACGGGAACCGCUUCGGCAGCAGCAGGUCGUCCACCUACGUGCCUGUCCAGAAGAGCCUGUCUGAAGUCAACAUAGUGAGUGCUGCUGGGAGAGACUUGAUGCACGACUACAGGCCCGUUGAGAACCCUAGAAGUCCUAGAAGCCCUGAGAGAGAGAGUCAUGUACAACCUGGAAACAAAGACCUAGCCGUUUCACACAUCUUUCUUGACCUUACCUUAGAGUUACCCCCUCCAGGCUUCAACCCUCCAGGCUUCAACCCUCCGGGCCCCAACCCUCCGGGCCCCAACCCUCCGGGCCCCAACCCUCCGGGCUCCAACCCUCCGGGCCCCAACCCUCCGGGCCCCAGUAGGAAUAAGAUGCUGGAACAGGCCACUGCUGAGUUUAACAGGACUCUCUUCCAGGCUGAGAUGGGUCGAGGGAUGGAGGACGAUGAGGCGGAGGACAGUUUUACCUCAGCGGGUGUCUCUAAGCGGGGCACACCAGACGGUACGACGGUAUGUGGCGAGGUCACACACGGGGUCACCAGGGAGACGAACUUUGACCUCCCGCCACGGCACAACACAGAGGUCAGACAGAAGGAGGUGAUCUGGGACAUCACAGCUCAGAAGCUGAGUUCAGGGAUCAAACUGAGCCAGGCCCUGGCCCCAUCUGACCCUCAUCCAGGAGUCACCGUCAGGACCUUUGACUCCUCUGCCACCACCUCUGACCUUUCACCCCAACACCCAGAAGUUACGUUUAGGAACAUGCCUUCUAACCCGGCAACACGCUGCCCUGAGGUCAAACACAAAGCUGGACCCCCCAACAGCCUAUCUAAGCCCACACUGAACAGGUCCAUCUCUGGUGAAUACAAGCAGCCUGCCCAGGCUACACAUACGGCUCCAGAACCAGAGGUGAGUGCCAGUCCUAAGAGGGACAACAAGGCCCAAGGAGAGAGGCCUCAUUCAGUUAAGUCGUGCCCAGCGCCCCAGCCUCCUACAAACCCUAGGCCAAGGCAGGUUGGGCAACCUGGGUGUCGCCCAACCACAAUGCAGGACACCCCUAAACCUGACGCUGGGGGGCCAGGACUCUGUGUGCCUGGAGCUGGGGGGCCAGGACUCAGUGUGCCUGGAGCUGGGGGGCCAGGACUCAGUGUGCCUGGAGCUGGGGGGCCAGGACUCAGUGUGCCUGGAGCUGGGGGGCCAGGACUCAGUGUGCCUGGAGCUGGGGGGCCAGGACUCCGUGUGCCUGGAGCUGGGGGGCCAGGACUCCGUGUGCCUGGAGCUGGGGGCCAGGACUCUGUGUGCCUGGAGCUGGGGGCCAGGACUCUGUGUGCCUGGAGCUGGGGGCCAGGACUCUGUGUGCCUGGAGCUGGGGGCCAGGACUCUGUGUGCCUGGAGCUGGGGGCCAGGACUCUGUGUGCCUGGAGCUGGGGGCCAGGACUCUGUGUGCCUGGAGCUGGGGGGCCAGGACUCUGUGUGCCUGGAGCUGGGGGCCAGGACUCUGUGUGCCUGGAGCUGGGGGCCAGGACUCUGUGUGCCUGGAGCUGGGGGCCAGGACUCCGUGUGCCUGGAGCUGGGGGCCAGGACUCCGUGUGCCUGGAGCUGGGGGCCAGGACUCCGUGUGCCUGGAGCUGGGGGCCAGGACUCCGUGUGCCUGGAGCUGGGGGCCAGGACUCCGUGUGCCUGGAGCUGGGGGGCAGGACUCCGUGUGCCAGGUGUCUAAUUACGGGCGCUGUGGAGAGGAUCCUGAAGAGCUAUGAGAACACUGCCUGGACCCAGCGGUACCAGAACCAUACCCAACCCACUGAGUCCAGCCCUAACCCUAACCCUGGACGCAGCCCCAGCCCUAACCCUGGCUUCAGCCCCAGCCCUAGUCCUAACCCUAACCCUGGACGCAGCCAUGGCCACAGUCCUAACCCUGGCUUCAGCCCCAGUCCUAACCCUGGCUUCAGCCCCAGUCCUAACCCUGGUUUCAGCCCCAGCCCUAACCCUGGUCCUAGCCCCAGUCCUAACUCUAACCCUGGCUUCAGCCCCAGUCUCAGUCCUAAUCCUGGUCCUAGCCCCAGUCCUAACCCUGGCUUCAGCCCCAGUCUCAGCCCUAAUCCUGGUCCUAGCCCCAGUCCUAACCCUGGCUUCAGCCCCAGUCUCAGUCCUAAUCCUGGUCCUAGCCCCAGUCCUAACCCUGGCUUCAGCCCCAGUCUCAGCCCUAAUCCUGGUCCUAGCCCCAGUCCUAACCCUGGCUUCAGCCCCAGCCCUAAUCCUGGUCCUAGCCCCAGUCCUAACCCUGGCUUCAGCCCCAGACAGGAAGAGGAACUCAUGGAUCUUCUGGCGGAGAUGAUGGACAAGGAUUACUGGGAUCACCCAGGCCCUGCCUCUGGACAGUCCUCCUACACACACUCUCACCACAGCCAGCUGACCAGCUCCCAUGGAGAGACCAGGCUGACCAGCUCCCAUGGAGAGACCAGGCUGACCAGCUCCCAUGGAGAGACCAGGCUGACCAUGCAGGAGUGUAAAGUGUCUUCCAGCUCCUCAUCAGUCCAGAAGAAUUUCUCUCGUCCGGCCUGUCCAGCCAACCGCAGGCCACCGUCACGCUGGGCUAGUUCCUCUUCCUCCUCCACCUCUUCUUCCUCCUCCUCCACCCCUAUAAACCAGCCCUCUCCGGCUCCUCCCACAAACACACCUCAUUCUCCUACUCAGCCUAUCACACGGAGACGGUCAUCAUCUGACCCGCCCAGCUGA
This is a messenger RNA of Salmo salar (Atlantic salmon), 7012 nucleotides long. The record is from RefSeq and is a predicted model, not a curated record. NCBI's taxonomy places the organism in Eukaryota, Metazoa, Chordata, Actinopteri, Salmoniformes, Salmonidae.